Messenger RNA from Saccostrea cuccullata (small rock oyster), 387 nucleotides. RefSeq lists its product as uncharacterized. Bases 1 to 387 code for a protein of 128 amino acids. Lineage: Eukaryota; Metazoa; Mollusca; Bivalvia; Ostreida; Ostreidae. The record is from RefSeq and is a predicted model, not a curated record. The transcript has a single exon.
AUGUUGUUCGUUGCACGUCAGCUGCAAGAGAAGUGUCAGGAACAGAACUCCGACCUGUAUUCCACUUACGUCGAUCUGACCAAGGCUUUUGACACUGUCAGCAGAAAACGCCUUUGGCAAAUCAUGGCGAAGUACGAUGUCCAACAAAAUUCAUCACCAUUAUUUGACAACUGCACGAUGGGAUGCAGGCGAGAGUCCGAGAUGGCAGCAAAAUUUCAGAGCCAUUCUGUCUCCAGUGGAGUGAAGCAGAGCUGCGUCCUCGCCCCGACGCUCUUCAAUUUGAUGUUCUCCGCCAUGCUGACUGAUGCUUCGAUGGCACGGACACUGGAAUUGGCAUCAAAUGGCGCUUUGAUUGCUCAGUCUUCAACCUCAGACAUAUACAAGUGA